Molecule: messenger RNA, 2400 nt
Organism: Symbiodinium sp. CCMP2592
Lineage: Eukaryota; Dinophyceae; Suessiales; Symbiodiniaceae
Source: the annotation of a GenBank genome assembly
AUGGCUGACUUUGGAGUGCCGUGUUCAGAGGCCACGCUGGCGAGCAUUGCAGUCAUUGUGGAGAAUCCGAGUGACUGGAAUAACCUGGAACGAAUUCGCAGAGCCUGCGCUGUUUUCAAUAUCAUCGACAUUCGAUUGGUCCAAGAUACGACCAAGCCCCAGGAUCCACGAUGUCGAAAGUGUUUGAAUCUUGACGAUCGGCCUGAAAUUGGUGGAGCCUGCCGCCUGAUUCCGAGCACAUCGAAAUGCCUUGAUGAGUUGGCUGCUCACGGCUACAUGUCCGUGGCAACAGCACUAGAUGAAUCCAGCGCUAACCUUUAUGACUUCGACUUCGGGAAGGACAACAAGAUUGCUUUGUGGUUUGGGCAGGAGAAGCACGGUCUUACGGACGAAGCACUCUGUGCAGCCGCAUCGAAGAUUUUCAUUCCAAUGUCUGGAAUGGUGCAAAGCCUCAACGUGGCAGCAUCUUCUUCGAUCAUCCUCGCAGAAGUCGCAAGGCAGAGGCUCUUUGACUGCCGAAGCUUACCGAAGUCGGCUACAUGUAACAUCUCGGCUCAUCCUGAAGAGCCAGAGCCAGUGAGUGGUGAUAAUCUGGCAUCAGCUGCUUCCAGCGCUCGCAUGGAGAAAUUUCUUUCCAUCGCCCGCCAGCGACAGCGAGGUUUGAUCGUGGUUCUGGAAGAUCCGGACAGGCUGGAUGCGGCAGCGAUUCUUCGAGGCUGUGAUGCUUUUGGAGUUUCGGAGGUUCACUUUAUUUUCGAGGCGACGAAGGCCUUCGAUCCUCUUGCAAACCGGCAGGUGAUGAAGUCCGAAGGAUCCAAUCUCUGGGUCUGCAGUCGGAUCUUCGAAUCUGUUAUGGACUGCCGCCAACAUCUUGACCAACGAGGCUUCACCAGAGUCGGCAUUGCGCAGACACAGAAUGAUUCGGGAGUGUCUUUCUUUAGUGCGCCAUGCUUUUGCGACGAGAAGCUGGCGCUUUGGCUGAGCUGUAACAGCUCCUAUGUUAAUGCUGAACUUGUAAGCAGUUCCGUACAUGUCCCGUCCGCUGCCAAAGUCGCAGGGCUGGCCAUUUCAAACUUGAUGGCAGUAAUGCUAGCUGAAGUUACUCGUUGUCGCAAGACCACAUACCCGCAAGGGUACUGGUCGCUAGGUAGCCAAGAGCAACGAGCUUAUGUCCAUUGGUGCCUUGCAGUUCACGCCAAGCGUCAUCCGACACUGGAGCAGGCCUCGCAAGAGGCCUCAGCCAGUCCCGAGUACGAGCGCUUAGAAUUGCUUUGUAAACUUACAUAUUGGGCCGGGUCACUGCGCAUGUUUAAGAAGCUGGUGGCCGCAGUCGCCUACUCGAAGAUCGUUCACUCUGUUAAGCCUCCUUCACCCUUUUCUGGAGGGUCGAACCCAGUUCCAGCCAUGACAGACUACUACAGGCAUGACGGUGUGCGAAUUACGCAUGAUCCCUAUGCGCCUGGAAUGGCAGAAAAGUAUGGCAUGCCGGGCAAGACGGACAACGAGGGGUUCGAUCCAUACGCAGACACUGUCGGUCCAGGCAUCUACGGCGGUAUUGUCAAGCGGGAUGAAUCUGGCAGCGUUGUCAUUGGCAGGCAGUACCAGAACCACAACCCACGGCCUGGUCCAGUCUAUGCCGGAGGAGGCUACACACCGAUCAAUGAGGCGCUGAGAAAGGGACCUCCUGCACUCAAACCGCUGCUUGACAAGUAUCCGGAUUUGGCAAACGACAUCUCCACAGGAGGUGCGACGCCACUGCACAUGUGCGGCAUGGGUCGGGACAAUCAGCACGCCACGGAGUACCUGAUCAGGCGUGGUGCCAAGAUAGAAGCUUUGGACACCUACGGAAUGACUCCGCUGCACCGCAUGGCCUCCAACAACCUUCCAGUGGGGGCCAAGGCCCUGCUGGAGGCGGGCGCCGAUCCGCAGAACACGGGCCAGGUGCGGGCCAGCCCAAUGGAGAUCGCGCAGGAUUCACGGGCGAAGGAGGUCAUGUCGGUUUUGGCGGAGUAUCUUCGCAAACCACGUCCUGUCCUGUCACAGCUUCGCGUGUCGAGCUCUGGCUCACAAAAUGUGAACGUUGUUUACACGCAGAGGGAUGCCAAGGUUAUCCCAGUGGGGUUCAGUUUGACAUGCGCCGAACAGCGCUGGGAUGCUGAGAAGAUGUGGCUCCAGCUGAGUGAUCAAAAGACUCCGUGGUAUGAGGCCGACAAUGGUGCGUAUAUCUAUUGGAACCGUGGUGAUGGCCAAUGGUGGAUUGAUGCUCCGGAUGGCAAGGGUGUGUAUAUAGCGAAGGCCUCCGCUGAGAAAGUUCCCUCCGACGGUUGGAGAGCUCUGCCCGGGGUGGCAGGACCCCUUCCCUCCGUCGACUUUCUCGCAGGACCAUCGAAUGAACUCUAG